AACAUGCUAUGUUUUUAUUUAAUUUAAAUUGAACUCCUAUUUUGGGCAUUUAAGUUUGGUACUCCUAUUUUGGGAAUAUAUUUAAUGAUUUAAGGAGGUUUGGAGGAGUAUAAAUUCCAAAACCUCUGGGAAGAAUCUAAAAGACAGAGAAGGGGAGAUUAGGGUUAUGGCGUUAGAAGGGAGCUAUAGAGAGAAGGGCGUCGGCUUCGAUGAGAAAGAUGACACAUGGUCGCCGAAAAAGAUGCCGAAGAAGGCAAUCAGAGUGAUACGUCCCGAUGAUGAAUUUGUGGAAAGGGAUUUUAGAAUGAAUCCGGUAGUCAUCAAUAUCUUUUCCGGUCCACCCGAUCCCUUGGACAUCUCCGGCGCCACUACUAUUACCGUUGAUAAUGAAUAUAUCAAACAAAUGGGUGCCUAUCCCUCUCUUGUUCGUAUUUUUCAGGAGCAAUGCCUUGAUCGCAGAACCUUGCAGAUGUUUGAUCACCCUGGGUACACAAGUGGCUGUUCUUGCAGUGGGCUUUUUCACUGGGACAAGCCACCUGCGGAUAAGUUACUGUUCAAAAACAAUUCUGAAUUUGCCAUGAAGAGUUGCUGCAAACUCUGCAAAAAGGAUCUGAGGUUGGUCAGUGUUGACAAGUUGAGUUUGAUCCCAAGCUUUCAUCAAUUCAAUUACUUGACGUUUACAGUGAUCGACGAGCUUUCCAAUGAACACAUAACUUUCCAAGCUGCGAUUCUUGAGAUGGUAGCCGAGGACCAAUUCCUGCUAGGUUUACUUAGAGAUGUCUCACAUGAUCAGGUGGUUGCUGUCAUUCAAAUCGAAGAAGGAUGUGGGGAGCGUGCAGUUUCUUCUUCAGAGAAUUGAGAAUCCUGGAAGCCAAAUAUGUAAUGUGCCAUGGCUGAAGUUUGCUUUCAUUAGUUAAUCUCUACAAGAAUUAAAUGUUUUGAACAAUGACGUUUGAGCUAUGUGCUAUUUGUUUGUCUAAUAAGCUGCCACUAUGCAUUAUUGAGACAACUAUCCGCAACUCAAACGAGGGGACGUCACCCGUAUCAAGUUGAUGUAAUACUCCCUAAAACUAAUUACAUUACAUUUAUGAUAGUUAAUACGGAGUAUUAUACUAUACACUGUAUGUUAUGUCCCUAAAACUAAUUACAUUUAUGAUAGUUAAUAUUAUACUAAAGAUAUUUAUAGCGU
Molecule: messenger RNA, 1189 nt
Organism: Cuscuta campestris
Lineage: Eukaryota; Viridiplantae; Streptophyta; Magnoliopsida; Solanales; Convolvulaceae
Source: the annotation of a GenBank genome assembly